This is a messenger RNA of Temnothorax curvispinosus, 752 nucleotides long. RefSeq lists its product as uncharacterized. The record is from RefSeq and is a predicted model, not a curated record. Lineage: Eukaryota; Metazoa; Arthropoda; Insecta; Hymenoptera; Formicidae. The transcript has 2 exons. The coding region runs from base 357 to 752 and encodes 131 amino acids.
AUCGAGACGACUCGUCUCUCUUCGUUCGCGACAAUUUUUCAUUCACCUCGCGUUCGACCCGUGAUUCGCGAUCCGCGAUAAUUUAUGUAACGCGCGUUCGAAUUCGGCGUCCCGGUCGCUCUCGUCGUUUCCUCCUUUUUGUUUUUUUUUUUUUAUAUUUUUCAUCGGAGGAUGUCGGCGAGCGGUUGUCAUCAUUCCGGGAAAAUCGCGUCCGGCAGGGGUACGUCUUCCGUCGAGACGACGAACGAGGAAGUAUAAAUUGAACGGGCGCGCGAACGGCGCGGCAAACGGUUUUUUUUCUACGAGGAUUCUAGAACGCGGUCGAGAGUUAAUAUAUUUUGUAAAAAAAAUACGGUAUGGGAACGGACGGACGUUAUUGCUCGUCGAUGGUGCGUUUGCUUCGCGGCAGAGAAAUCGGAUUUCGAAACGUACUCGCUGGCGCUGACACGUGGUGUCCCAAGCAUUUUAGAUCGCAUAUCAGUAAAAACGAACGCAGGUGGAGGCCCAAGAAUUUCAAAUUGCAUAUUGGUAGAACCGAACACAUUUGGAGGACUUUGGACUCAUACGUUAAAACAUGUUGGUGUAUCGUUCGCGGCAGCGUCCGUAACGUUUACGACGAAGUAUUGACGCACGAGUUCUGUUCACAGUGUGGAGGGAAUUGUAAAAUAGAUGUCAGCGGUGCGAAUGUAGCGUCGACGAUACGUCUCAGCCGGAACGCCAACGUAUUUAGACGUCCAAUUGAUAUCUUAUAG